AUGGACAAAACAACGGUCCAAGUCAAAGGCUUGAAAAUUGCGCCUCCAGGGGGAGCCGGAUCUAUCGAGGAGCUGGAAGAGUAUAUCAACAAGCUGCUUGAGCAGCUCCAAGGCAUUGCAGACACCUCCACAAAGAAAAAAGGGCCUAAUUCCGGGUUCGAACAGAAGUGGUGGAACGAGGACGUCGGUCCAGCGUCUAAAGAUAACAAGAAGCUUUGGGAUCUUGAAAGGGCGGCACGGCUGCGCGGGUUCAAAUCACGAGAGGCAGAAACGCUCCCGCCCUUAAGGAAACCCGGCUCCAUGGGAGGCCUGACAUCUAAGUUCGACGAGCAGGUAGAUAUCCUAUCAGGGAAAUUCUUCCCUUCCCCAAUAGCAGACCUGUCCGAUAUCCCGGAAGAUUUCGAUACCGGACUAGACCCCUUUGAAGGAAAGUUUGUCAUAAGCAGGAAGGUGGACAAGACGGACAUUAAGGCAGUUCUUGACUUAAUGAAGCCCUGGAAGGCCCCAGGCUGGGACUUUCUACCAGCAGGAUUCCUUAAAGCGUGUGGCAAACCGCUGAGAGUGGCCCUGGCGGAGGUCGUAGAAUGCUCGUUCGUUCUGGACGAGCGGCCGAAGCAGUUCAAAAUGGCAUCAAUAAUGGUAUUACUGAAAGCUGGAAAGACACCAGAAGAGAAGGCUCUUCCAGGGGCCUACCGGUCCAUUGCGCUCCUUAGCUGCAUGGGAAAAGUCAUAGAGAAGGUUAUUAGUAACCAUAUGAUGGAGGCAGCGGAGACACACGGGCUCCUUCCCAAGGGCCAAAUAGGGAACCGUAAGGGCAGGUCGACAGAACAUGCGAUCCGCAUGGUAGUCAAAGCAGUCCAUACAGGAUGGAGCUACAGCGCAGUAGCAACGCUGAUGCAGCUGGACAUCAUGGGGGCCUUCAAUGCUGUCGUCUUUACGCGGCUCCGCCACAUUCUGUGGAAAAAGGGAUACCCCAUGUGGAUUAUCAGAUGUAUGAAAAGCUAUACUAACGGACGGUUGACUAAGCUCUUUUUUGAUGGAAAGAGUCAGCAGCCCGAGAGUUGA
Anthostomella pinea is the source of this 1065-nucleotide messenger RNA. NCBI's taxonomy places the organism in Eukaryota, Fungi, Ascomycota, Sordariomycetes, Xylariales, Xylariaceae. The record is from the annotation of a GenBank genome assembly.